UAUCUUCCUCCUCAUUCACAACUCCAUAACCAUGGCCACGGUGCACUCAGAACCAGCUUCCUCAUUACCAACAGAUACCGAUGUCACACCUUCAAUAACACCCGCAAACCCACCAUCAACAACGGCUCCCUCUCCCGACCGCCUUUCUCUUUCCUUCGACCGUCGUCUCCUCCUAGCUUCCUUCUCCUCAUUUUCCUGCGGUGCCAUUCUUGGUUAUACUACGACUUCCCGUCUUGCCGCACUUCGAUUUCGCGCUGAAAACGCCCACCGUCUUCCCAAUACCCAGCCAGGCUGGUACCUAUACCACAAGUCUAAAAAUUACUACAAACUUACAAAAGGUAUCCCCGCGGGUAUACGCGCCGGCGCCAAACUCUCCCUCUGGACCGGCAUUUUCUUCAUCAUCGAGGAGAGUUUAGAUGUGUUCCGUGGCACAUGGCGCGCUGGCCGCACUUUCAGCGAAAUGGAAGGCGUCAGCGAGUUGGAGGUGAAGCGUAUGGAUGAAGAGAUCCAAUGUAGUCGAGACUUCGUGAGCAGUGCUGUUGCGGGGAUGGUAACUGGCGGCCUUUGGAGCGCGGUGAAUAAGUUUCCUAUGGUUACCGCUGCACGGACGAUUCGUGUGGGAGUGUUGGCUGGGUUGGGGUUUGGUGUUGCACAGGAUGCGUUGUCGUGGGGGAGAGGGAAGACGGGGGGAGUUGUGAAUGAUGCUGAGAGUUGGAUAUAUAAGGGUGCGAAGAAUAGAAGAAAAAAGGAGGAAGAAGAGGGGGCGAAAGAGGAGUAG
Molecule: messenger RNA, 778 nt
Organism: Periconia digitata
Lineage: Eukaryota; Fungi; Ascomycota; Dothideomycetes; Pleosporales; Periconiaceae
Source: the annotation of a GenBank genome assembly